AUGAAGCUGUGUUUCGUGACAGUGGGGGCCACGGCUUCCUUCGAAGCAUUACUUGAACAGGUGCUUACUUCGGAAUUUCUGGAAACCCUGGCAGAUCGUGACUACACACAUCUUCUUCUUCAAUACGGCAAGGAUGGCGAGAAGAUUUACAACAAUUUUCUACAAAGUGGGGUGUCCCAUCAUGGGCUCACUCUCGGAGGAUUCGACUUCAAGCCCAGUAUAGAACCAGAAAUGGUUAUGACGACCGAAAGAGAAAAGCCACAGCAAGAACGUGGAUUGGUCAUCUGUCAUGCCGGAAGUGGAACCGUCCUAGCAGGCCUUCGCCUCGGUGUUCCCUUGAUUGUGGUACCCAACACCGAAUUGGCAGACAAUCAUCAGCAGGAGCUUGCGGAUAUUUUGGAACAAGAUAAUUACGCGGUCAGCAGCACUGUCCAGGACUUGCCAAAGGCCAUUGCCCAAGCGGAACUUCAGAAGUCUGAGGUAUCUUCCAUGCGAUCUGGAAAAAACACCCUCUCUCAGAACAUGUCUGACGAAAUGGGCUUUUUGGAUUAA
Penicillium brevicompactum is the source of this 552-nucleotide messenger RNA. RefSeq names its product N-acetylglucosaminyldiphosphodolichol N-acetylglucosaminyltransferase catalytic subunit ALG13 (gene alg13). Gene Ontology annotation, cellular component: UDP-N-acetylglucosamine transferase complex; extrinsic component of endoplasmic reticulum membrane. The record is from RefSeq and is a predicted model, not a curated record. Gene Ontology annotation, biological process: dolichol-linked oligosaccharide biosynthetic process. Gene Ontology annotation, molecular function: hexosyltransferase activity. The coding region runs from base 1 to 552 and encodes 183 amino acids. NCBI's taxonomy places the organism in Eukaryota, Fungi, Ascomycota, Eurotiomycetes, Eurotiales, Aspergillaceae. The transcript has 3 exons.